ACUGGGCACCGCCCCCCGUCGCGAGUCCACCUCCCUUGACUUCGACUCCACACAGCAGCGACGCCACCUACUCUCUCUCUCUGUCUCUCGCUCUCGCCGUCGCCGAGCUAGUUGAGCCGCGGAUGGAUAGCCCCGGUGGUGCGGCGGCGGCGGCGGCGGCGGCGGAGUCCAGCAAUCGCGCGGGAGAAGAUGCUAAAAGUGAUGGUGUAUCUUGUCAGAAUUCGCGACGGCCAAACCUUUCAUUACAAAUACCAAACAGGGCAUUUGAUGACACUCUGCCAACGUCAACUAGAAUCAAAAUAUCACCCAGCCCAAAUUCUGCAAGAAGUGGUUUACCACCAAGGCCGAAUUCAACUAGAACAAAAUCAUCCAUCAGGGGCAUCAUUCCACAAAGGAGCUUCAAAGCAAAGAGUUCAUUACAGGAUGGUGACCAGACAAUUCUUCUAAUUCCUGACACACCAUCAUCAUCAGGACAGCAGGUGAAGGCAACUACAUCAAGAUCAUUUUCUUUCACAAAGGUCAUCAACUCCUUAUCAGCGAAGCGAACCCACUCUCUUCCAGUUACUCCUGUUGCAGCUUCAGGACCUUCUUCUCAUGAAGGUCAUGCAGACAACCUGCCAAGUACAGUUAAGAAUGAGGUUGAAACACAAAUUAGGCGCUCACUCUCAGCACCAGGAAAUCAUGAUAGUAAGGAUCUGAGGAGGACGGCUUCAUCAGGCCUUAUACGUGUGAUUCCCACAACCCCACGACCUGUUCCUGUUGAAACUGUUGCAUCAAAUGAUGGCAUUGAAGAAGCAGUAGAUGCUCCUGAAGAUGGAGGUGAAGACAUUCCUGAAGAAGAUGCUGUCUGCAGAAUUUGCCUAGUUGAACUCAAUGAAGGAGGUGAAACACUUAAAUUGGAGUGCAGCUGCAAGGGAGAACUUGCUCUUGCACACCAGGAGUGUGCAAUAAAAUGGUUUAGCAUCAAGGGAAACAAGACAUGCGAUGUUUGCAGGCAGGAAGUUCAGAAUCUACCUGUGACUUUAUUGAGAAUACAGAUUCGAACUGUUAACAGACAACCGCGGAAUGGUGUUCAGCAAAGAGCAGCACAUCCACACAGAUUUUGGAAGGAGACUCCAGUUCUAGUCAUGGUCAGCACGCUUGCGUACUUCUGUUUCUUGGAGCAACUCUUGGUUGCUGAUAUGAAGUCACGUGCACUAGCUAUUUCUUUGCCUUUCUCCUGUCUCCUGGGCAUAUUUUCUUCCAUCCUCGCAUCCACAAUGGCAACCGAUAAUUACCUAUGGGCUUUCGCUACGUUCCAGUUUGCUUUCCUAAUCCUAUUUGCUCAUAUUUUCUACAACUUGUUAAAAAUGGGGGCAGUCCUUGCAAUCCUACUUGCAUCGUUCACUGGUUUCGGCAUCGCUAUUAGUCUAAAUGCAAUGCUAAUAGAAUACCUGAGGUGGAGACUCCUGCGGAAUCAACGGUUAACUCAACGUAGAAAUCACAGACAUGGUCAAUCUGGAAACAAUGCUUCAAACGAGAACACUGCAAGUAAUGCUAGGCAGCAAGGCAGCGGAAGCGAUCAACAGUCUGCAGAACAUGGCUGAAGAUGAUCCAUCUGUGGUUUUGCAGGUAUCAUGGUGAUGAUAAAUUGCUGAAUUCUGCAGAUUCAAAAUCAAAAGUGUUAAUGAAUGAAUGGAAUAAAGGCGCCACUGGUAAAACCGCAAAUCUGCAAUUCCAAGAAUGCCAUGGCCGGUUGCCACCUAAGUUGAUCGUGAAACAAAGUUAUUAUUCAGAAAAAGGGGGCUCUCAAGUCUCUCAACUCUGAACCAAAAAGGUCCAGCAGUCUCCAUUUACUCCCGGUUAUAGUUUAGUAGUCCAGUGUGAUAUGUGUGUUUAUGAAAUGUAUAAAUUGCGAAAGCAAAUACUACACACCGACCUUUGUAUCACAACCAUGAACAAACUGUAUAUAGCUCAUCGUUGUCGAUUUUACUUUGCUGCAAACUGUGAGAUGGAGAUGCUACAAUUCUCUGAAUUUUCUUUCUGCAGUCAGGUUCCCUGAACUGUAUAUCCAACUUCGACGAAAUCCGAGACAUGGUGAAGAUGUUUGUGAA
Messenger RNA from Oryza sativa Japonica Group (Japanese rice), 2093 nucleotides. RefSeq lists its product as uncharacterized. Gene Ontology annotation, molecular function: zinc ion binding. The record is from RefSeq and is a predicted model, not a curated record. Lineage: Eukaryota; Viridiplantae; Streptophyta; Magnoliopsida; Poales; Poaceae.